Chroicocephalus ridibundus (black-headed gull) is the source of this 1974-nucleotide messenger RNA. RefSeq names its product glutamate rich 6B (gene ERICH6B). Lineage: Eukaryota; Metazoa; Chordata; Aves; Charadriiformes; Laridae. The record is from RefSeq and is a predicted model, not a curated record. The transcript is spliced from 14 exons.
AUGUCUAAUGGACACAAGCUGUCGGGGUCUGGCAGUAACCAGUCCCAACCCAAAACAGUUUCCCCUGGGACUGGGUCGUCAGAUUCCAGCUCUGCUCUCACGGUGGAAAAUGUGAAAAGGCUGGAAAAGGAGUACAUGACUUCUAAAGAAGCCUUUACUAAACAGAGAAUACAAGAUUAUAUUAAGCAGACUAACCUUGCUUGCCUCAACAAAGAGACAACUGGGAAAACCAGCGCAGAGGUUGCCUGGGAUGCAGAGCCUGAAGGAGCCUCCUCAUCCUUUCCUGCAAAGCGGAAAGAAAAGAGUGAAGUUUGCUGGAAGACCUCUGAAGAAAUUUCAAGGAAAGAUAAGCUACUAACAGCACCGACGACAGAUUCCCCAUCAGAUCAGCCCACUGGUUCUAAGCCAAAGGAAUCCAAAUGGCAAGAAGACAGCUAUCCUGCCAACAGAACAGACGACUUCAAGGACAAGACGACCCAGACGGAGUGGAGCUAUUCAGACGAGUCCCUGACUGCCAGGGAGGAAGGUGAGUUCAUCUAAAGCAUCCCUGCUGUUUCAGUAAUAGGAGAGGAGAAGAAGAACUCAGAGGCUGUGGAUGGCAGGAGCAGCCUUAAGCCCACAGAAGACCAAAAUGCGGCGGUGCUUUCCAGGGAGAGCGAGGUGUACUCCGAGGCCGGAGAGAGCAAGGGGACAACCAAAUCCGAUGAAGAGGCAGCAGACGAGGAUGGAGAGGAGAAUAACGAAGCAGGACUGUGUGAGCAAGAUGCAUGGGAGCCUGUCGAGCUUGCCCAAGGGAAUCCACUUCCAGCGUCAGACAAGGACCUGCUGUCCACGGGAGGAGAGCUCGAGGCUGAUGGGUCGGCAACUACCUUCUACUCAGGCAAGGAAACCAUCCAGAUGGAAGAGUCUGCAAAGUGCACCUUUUGCAGUGCUCCUGAAAAGCCAAUCCCAACAGUGUCGGAUCUGAAGGAACAACCCCAGGAAGAUCUCUUUUGCUGCAGGAGAUAUAUGGAAGUGUUUGAUGCUGUCAUCCAAAAGCUGAAGAGUGAAGAUGAAGCAGAGCAGGAAGAGCGGGACAUCACUCCCCAUGCUGACCCUUCUCAAGCUGAGUUGAGGAGAAGCAUCAAGGAGAAACUGCUGCAGCAGUUGGAUGAAGGACACUUUGAGAACCUCAGUGAAAUACUUCAGCAGUAUAUGAAAUUUGCUGCCUGGACCAGAAUCUCAUUCAGACUCUCAAAACAAAAUGAAUACUCUGUCAGACCAAAAACUGCCCCUUUCAAAAAGCAUCAACCAACAUCUGUACACCCAGAAGACCUGCUAGAGCCAGACAGUGAGUUUGUUGCGGUGCAUUUAAAGCGCUGCCGUUCUCCUGAACCCAUAAGACGAUGUUAUCCUGAUGGACAGACCUUUUUUCUCCUGUUCCCAGAUGGAAGUGGUCAGGUUUACUACCCAUCGGGCAACGUGGCCAUUCUCAUCACAUUCUCCGAGGAAGCCCUGUUCACCUAUUGCAUCCUGGAGGACAGCAGAUACCCAGGGAUCAGGGCUGCCUUUGGGAGCCAAGGCCACGGGGUCUGCUUCCACCCUGAUGGCCACCUCUGGGCCGCCGUGAACCCCUGCACUGGGAUCUGCUUGGACCGGGCAGGGGCCAGCCAGAAACGCUGGAGGUGGCAGGACUUCAGCCACCACACUCACAGCCCUCCUUUCCAGUCCGUCACCAUGAAACUGAACGGCUACAUCACGAUUAAAAUCCUGGCUCAGGAUCAAAUUCAUUUAUCAUUCACCAGCCGCAGAGAUUGCAUCCGUUUCAACGUGGGGUCCCGGCUCAAGUUGAAAGACCCAGAGACAAGCCACCUACUGAAGUGGCCAGAAAGCGAAGAGGAGCUCUUCCUUCAAUCUAAAAAGAUUCAGCUCAGGAGCCUGCUUUCCAAAAUACAGACAGCUUUGCAAUACUUUUGGCAACCUCUCUCUCAGUGA